AUGCGAGCUCAUUUAACAGCAAAUAAUGAAUUUUAUGAAUUGCUCAAGUUUAUCCAAUUCAUGCUGGGAUCCAUACCAAUUGCUCAUAUUGAUGAUACUUGCAACGCCCACAUAUUCUUGAUGGAACAUAUCAGUGCUCAAAAUCGUUACGUUUGUGCAUCUGAUUCUUUGAGUCUCAAGUCUCUCAAAGAUUUCGUUGCGAACCAUUACGUACAACUCAAGAAUUCUCUCGAGUUGGAUGAAGAUGAUAGUCAUGAGAAAUAUCUGCCUGUUUCUUCGAAGAAAUUGUUGGAUAUGGGUUUCUCUUACAAAUAUCGCUUAGCAGAAGCUUUCAAGGAGACCAUAGAAUGUGUCAUGAAGAAUGGGCUUUUGAAGUUGUAA
Molecule: messenger RNA, 381 nt
Organism: Cryptomeria japonica (Japanese cedar)
Lineage: Eukaryota; Viridiplantae; Streptophyta; Pinopsida; Cupressales; Cupressaceae
Product: putative anthocyanidin reductase
Exons: 2
Coding region: 1-381 (126 amino acids)
Source: RefSeq, a predicted model, not a curated record